ACGUGGCCCGCGGCUCCCAUGACGCGUGGGCUCCGGGGCGUCACGGCGACAAUCGGGCACCUCCGCCUGCUGUGCUGCCGCGGUGCUAUCAUGGAUCUGGGACCCAUGCGCAAGAGUUACCGUGGGGACUGCGAGGCUUUCGAGGAGACUCACCUGGCCUCGAUGGACCCCAUGAAGCAGUUCGCUUCCUGGUUUGAGGAGGCCGUCCAGUGUCCUGAGAUCGGGGAAGCCAAUGCCAUGUGUCUGGCUACCUGCACAAGGUAGGCACAAGUUCAGGCCCCUGUGUGGUUGUGUACAGAGGAGGUCAGAGCUUAGAAAGCGCUUCCUCAAUUCAGUGGAGAACAGCCUUGUGGUUCCAGCUUUGCUCUGAGAUGCUGUGUGGCCUCAGGCAGGUAACUUAAUGCGAAUCCCUUUGCCUCCCUUGUCUUCUACUGGGAGCCCCUUCACCGUCAGGUGCGUGUGGAGGGCCACGUGCAGAAGCUGCCGGAGGCCGAGGCCGAGAGCUACUUCCACUCCCGCCCCAAGAGCAGCCAGAUCGGGGCGGUGGUGAGCCAGCAGAGCUCGGUGAUCCCGGACCGUGCGUAUCUGAGAAAGAAAAAUGAAGAACUGGAGCAGCUCUACCGGGAACAGGAGGUGCCCAAGCCAAAAUACUGGGGCGGCUACGUGCUGUACCCGCAGGUGAUAGAGUUCUGGCAGGGCCAGACGAACCGCCUGCACGACCGCAUCGUCUUCCGGCGGGGCCUCCCCACAGGGGACUCCGUGGGACCCUUGACCCACAGCGGGGAGCAAGGCUGGCUCUACGAGAGGCUGGCACCAUGACCCUGGUGUUGGUGACAGUGACCGUGGGGCUCCGUGCAGAGCAGUAGCGACCCCUCCUCCACACAACCCCUCCCUCCCUCCCUCCCUCCCUCCCUCCCUCCCUCUCUGCCCCAGCUGGGUCUCAGCUGCCGAGCCAGGGGUCACCACUGCCUCACAGAGAAUCACAGACUUGAAAGAAUCUCGUUGAUUUUCUCUACCUUCCCUGAGGUCCCCUCCCCGCAGCCCUGUUGCCCUGAGAUUCAUGCUACCUGAGCCAGAAUAGCCACGCAGAUUUCUCAGCAACGACUUGGACUUUGAACCAGACAUGGAAUGCACACCUGUGAUCCCACUAUUCUUAGGAGGCUGAGGCAGGAGGAUGGGAAGUUUGAGCUCCCGCUGGGUAACUUAGCAACUUUAUGAGACCUUGUCUCAAAAUGAAAAAUACAGAUGAUAAUUUGACUUUGAAAUGGGGAGGUUCAGGGCCUGGGAGUGAAGUAGUUAAAUCGUCUGUGGCGGCCCAGAGCUGCAGCUCACAGGGCUGCCUUAUGUCUGUGUGUUCCUCCUUCCACUGCAGAAUGCCCCACUGUCUCUGCAUUCCUUUUUUCCCUUGACCUAGCUAAUAUUUAUACCAAGAAAAAAAAGCCUUCCUUGAUAGGAUGUUUUGAUAGCCAUUCCCCACAUUGAUUGCUGUCUUUCAUCGUUUGAAACACAGUGCUAUGGAAGAGAUUCAGUUUAUUCUUUUCCAGGGAGGUAGCUCAGUUGCAGAAGUGCCUGCCUGGCAAGCGCAAGGUCCUGAGUUCAAUCCCUGG
Octodon degus (degu) is the source of this 1607-nucleotide messenger RNA. RefSeq names its product pyridoxamine 5'-phosphate oxidase (gene Pnpo). The transcript is spliced from 6 exons. Gene Ontology annotation, biological process: pyridoxine biosynthetic process; pyridoxal 5'-phosphate biosynthetic process. The record is from RefSeq and is a predicted model, not a curated record. Gene Ontology annotation, molecular function: pyridoxamine phosphate oxidase activity; FMN binding. Lineage: Eukaryota; Metazoa; Chordata; Mammalia; Rodentia; Octodontidae.